This is a messenger RNA of Aedes albopictus (Asian tiger mosquito), 1872 nucleotides long. RefSeq names its product achaete-scute complex protein T3. Gene Ontology annotation, molecular function: RNA polymerase II transcription regulatory region sequence-specific DNA binding; protein dimerization activity; DNA-binding transcription factor activity, RNA polymerase II-specific. Gene Ontology annotation, biological process: regulation of transcription by RNA polymerase II; developmental process. The transcript is spliced from 2 exons. NCBI's taxonomy places the organism in Eukaryota, Metazoa, Arthropoda, Insecta, Diptera, Culicidae. The record is from RefSeq and is a predicted model, not a curated record. Bases 335 to 1168 code for a protein of 277 amino acids.
GAUGGGCUGGCGCGCGGGUGAAGGUGUGUUGGUGCUCUGAAUGUUGGGUAUUAUGCUGCUCUGAAUGCAGGUGCCGGGACAAAAGAGCAUGCUACAAAUGCACCCGCUUUAGGACGAAAGGUACCAUUCCGGGAGCUACCUUCAACGCGGAAAGAUCGUACAGGAAAAUAGCCGAAAAGAGCUUGGUGUGAUCGAAAAAAAUAAGAGAAGCCGGUUAAUCGCAACAAGUGGUGUUUUGUGUGUUCCGUUUUCGAACUGAUAGUGGAAAAAGGACUUUGAAAAAUUGGUGGACAUUUACGAGUGAUCGUUUGAAAAGUUGUUAAGUGAUCUCGCGAUGGCUACAGUGGUUCGCAGCAUGGCCCUUGGGCCGAACAUGUACAUUCCCAACGGAUCGUCGUUGAUCCAGCAGGCAGCGCCGGUGAAUCCUUAUCGGAAGCGACCGAUCGCGCCGGCUCCAGUCAGCUCCAAUGUUGGACAUCAACCAACUCUAAAUCUGAAAGAUCGUCCGAUGAUCUCGAAGAAAUACUGUGCUUUGCCUUACGCCGUAACUCCUCAACAGUCUGCGUCGAUCCAACGACGCAACGCUCGCGAACGGAACCGUGUCAAACAGGUGAACAAUGGAUUUGCACACCUACGGCAGCACAUUCCCAGCUCGGUAGUGACAGCUCUGACCAACGGUGGUCGUGGUCCUCACAAAAAACUCAGCAAAGUGGACACUCUAAAAGUGGCCGUCAAGUACAUCCGAAGCCUGCAGCGCAUGCUCGACGAAGAUCUGGAAAACAGUGGCGAAUCAACCAAGUCCACUGUGGACGUCCAGGCCCUAUCUCCGGUCUCCUACUACGGAUCAAUGUCCGAGCCUUCGACAGCAUCAUCUCCUGCUCCCUCGCAAAUCUCCGAGUACUCCAACUACAGCAGUAGUCAAACGGAGACCAUCACUUCCUUCAAACGAGAACCCUACGAUCCGUACUCAACCAGUCAAACUCUCCCAACGCCAACGACCGCCCUCCCCAGCAUGACCAGCUUUAGCACCGUAACUUACACGCAACCGAUUCAUCAUGUGUACAAAACCCAAGUAGCGGACUACCACCAACCGGAGGAACUCAGCCCGCAGAACACCGACGACGAAGAACUGCUGGAUGCGAUCUCCUGGUGGCAACAGCAGCAGUGAACCCUUGCCAAUCCUCAAGUUACCUGGCUAGUACAAGACUGACGGCGGUCGUGAUUUGGCGAUUUCUCGCUUGGGAUGAAAUCCGAUUCGAUUGAAUACCGGGCACCGGAGCCGGCACCAACAGGAGCCCCAUUUGAUUGGGCGCCGAGUGGUUGCGCCAUAAAGUGUGUAAAAACGUGACGCAGAUUCAGAACUGAUCUCCAGUGAAAUAGUAGUGUCAAAUUGUGGUCCCUUGCAUAAGUACAAACCGUGAAGUGAACCACAUUUGAAUGUCCUCCGUACGAAAAAAAAAACUUUAAGGCAAACUUCUGUACAAAUUAACGUUAGGUUUUAUGGAUUCUAGUGCUUCUUGUUAAGGCAUAAUAGCUAACGAUGUUGAUUCUAGUCAAAGUGAUAGGAAUAAAUAUUUAUGAGUUGAAAAUAUCGAAAUUUGUGAUUGUUGCUACUUUUUAUGAUAUCCGAAAACCGUCCUGGCGCAAGUUGAUUUGUUAUAAAUGCUUUUUUGUUGGCUUUGGUUGUUCUUUCGAAAAAAAAAUAAAGAAGAAUUUUCACUCAUUGGUAAUUGAUCCUUAUUUACAUCGAAUUCAAUCAUUGCUCAGUAUGAUAUUGAUUUUUCGAAAGCAAUACCUCAAUAGAUGCUUAAACCAUAAUAGUGUGCUACUAUUAAAUCUGUGAACAUUAUCGUAUGCUGAACAAAUAAAAAG